UUAUUUCCUCUAUAUGAAUGUGUACAAAGAGAAGGUCUUGAAACGAUCAAGAAAGUUAUGGCGUUUUUGAGUGGUGGAUUUGAUAUUAAGUCGAAACGUGAGUGUGAGGGAUUAGGGUUAGGGUUUGUUAGGUUUACUAGAGGAUUAGGGAGGAAAAGAAUUCUCAUUUCUAAAUCUAACUCAAAUUCUGAUCGAGCUCCGGCAUAUGAUUCGCCGCCGGUGAAGAGACCAAGUGAUGAAACGACGGAAUAUAAUAGGUCUCUGCUUGAAUCUCUGCAUCAAGAUAUUUUGAUUCGGGUACUUUGUCAUGUGGAUCACGAGGACCUAGCCACACUAAAACGUGUAUCUAAAACAAUAAGAAAAGCUGUAAUUGAAGCAAAGAAGUCGCAUUUUGAUUAUAGCACACCUAAAAAGAGAUUGCCUUUUCGAGACGCAAUACUAGUCCUUGAGGAAGAUUCGGAUUCGAGUAAUCAAGAUGAUGAAAUGGAGCCUCCGAAUGCACCAAUUCGAAGGAGGAUUAUUAGUCGUGAAUCGGAUUUGUCGAAGAUCUCUAUGAAUUUGGAAGGUUAAAUAUUAUUUGUGAAUACUUUAAUUUUUUGGCUUCUGAUCAGAGUAUCCUAAGUAUUGGUUUUGUCCUUUUCCACUAAAAACUAUUAAGAUUUUUUUUUAAUACUGCUAUUUCUUGACUUUCUUAUAUUUGCUGUUUUUUAUUAUAUUAUGCAAGUGAGCACAUUGAAUGAAUCUUGAAAUAUUGC
This is a messenger RNA of Arabidopsis arenosa, 755 nucleotides long. Lineage: Eukaryota; Viridiplantae; Streptophyta; Magnoliopsida; Brassicales; Brassicaceae. The record is from the annotation of a GenBank genome assembly.